Molecule: messenger RNA, 7212 nt
Organism: Clonostachys solani
Lineage: Eukaryota; Fungi; Ascomycota; Sordariomycetes; Hypocreales; Bionectriaceae
Source: the annotation of a GenBank genome assembly
AUGGUUGAGCCAAUUGCCGUCAUUGGCCUGGAUGCCAAAUAUCCAUGUGACGGAAACACUCCUGAGAAGUUUUACGACUUUCUCGUCGCUGGAAGAUCCGCCAGAGCUCCCAUCCCGGCGGACAGAUACAAAAGUGAUGCUUUCUGGCAUCCCGAUAACCACCGAGAUGGAAUUAUCGGUGGUAAGGAGGGGCACUUCAUACAGGAAAACGUUAGGGCUUUUGACGCUCCCUUCUUUUCCAUUACCCCUGCCGAGGCAGCAAGCAUGGACCCUCAACAACGCUUGCUCCUCGAGUGUGUCUACACCGCUCUGGAGAACUCUGGUCUCACCAUGGAUGCCGUAUCAGGCACCCAGACAGGAACCUACGUGGGAGCUUUCAUCUGGGAUUACCGAGAUGUUUUGAUCAAGGAUAUCGACGCCCCCAUGAUGUACACUGGUUCAGGUACAAUUGCAAGCACCUUGGCCGGUCGUGUCAACUGGUUCUAUGACCUUCAGGGUCCUGCAAUGAGUCUGGAUACGGCGUGCUCGAGUAGUAUGGUGGCACUUCACCAAGCUGUCAUUGGCUUGAAGUCGGGGGAUUGUGACAUGGCUAUCGCAUGCGGAGCCAACUUGAUCCUCUCCCCUGAAAUGGGUCUCGAGCUCAAUGCUCUUGGUGUACUGAACCCUGACAGUUGCUCAUAUAGUUUCGAUGAUAGGGCAAGCGGAUACGGACGAAGUGAAGGUAUUGGUGCCGUUGUUCUGAAGCGUAUGUCAGACGCCCUCAGAGACGGCGAUACCAUUCGUGCUGUAAUCCGCAACACAGGGUGCAACCAUGAUGGCCACUCCCCUGGUCUCACCGCACCCGCGCAAGAAUCUCAGGCAGAACUCAUGCGAAGAACCUAUGCCCAAGCUGGCAUUGACCCAUCACACACCCGCUUCUUUGAGGCCCACGGAACCGGCACACCGGUUGGUGACCCAAUCGAAGCGGGCGCGAUCAGCGAGAUGUUCAACAAGUAUCGAUCAGCCGAGGAGCCCCUUAUCGUGGGCGCGGUCAAAAGUAACAUUGGCCACUCUGAAGGAGCUUCCGGCAUUGGUUCCGUCGUCAAGAGUAUCCUCACUCUAGAGAGAGGUAUUAUACCUGCCAAUGUCUGGUUCGAAAACAAGAACCCCAAGAUUCCUGACGACUGGCACCUCUUCUUCCCAACGACUGCUUGCCACUGGCCCCAGAUCGAGGGAGGCAUCCGCCGCCUGUCAAUCAAUUCAUUUGGUGUUUCGGGUACCAACGCUCACGUUGUGAUGGAUGACGCCCUCAGUUUUCUCAAGGCAAACGGCUACAAUGCUCCCCACAAGACCAUCGAGUCUCCUCAGCUACCAGGCUCAGCACCCCUUCCUACCAUCACGAAUGGAGUCGAUUCUACCAGCCCUCAACUCUACGUACUAAGCUCUCAUGACCAAGAUGGCAUCUCCAGAUUGUGCAAUGUGUACAAGGAGUACCUGCCAUCUUUGGACGACACUCUGCACAACUUCAGCUACACCUUGGCAGCUAAGAGAAGUCAGUUCAAUUGGCGCACUGCUAUUGUCGCCAACUCAAAGGAAUCUCUCCUCCAGGCUCUUUCUGAGAAGCAGCCUACUACCCGUGUUGCUGCUGAUGCUGGUCUCGGAUUUGUUUUCACUGGACAAGGAGCUCAGUGGGCCCAGAUGGGAGUUGAGUUGAUGCACUACCCGGUCUUCCGCGCUUCUGUUGAAGCAUCUGAUGCCUAUCUCAAGACUUUGGGGUGCUCUUGGUCUGUAAUUGACGAGUUCAUGAAGGCCGCUGAUUCUUCCCGCGUUAACGAAGCCGAAUUCUCACAGCCUCUUUGCACAACCUUGCAAGUCGCUCUGGUGGACCUUUUGACUUCUUGGGGGGUUUCAGCCAAGGCCGUUGCUGGUCACUCUUCUGGUGAGAUUGCCGCCGCCUACGCUGUAGGGGCCAUCUCCAAGGCGUCUGCGUGGAGAAUUUCCUACUGGCGUGGGCACAUGUCAGCCAAGCUGGCUCGUUCCGGAGAGCAGCCAAGCACCACCAUGGCUGCUGUUGGGCUGGACUUCAACAAGUCCACCGAGGCUAUCGACAGAGUCAACAAGCUUGGCUUUGAGAGCGGCGGGAAGCUGACCGUUGCUUGCAUUAACAGCAAGGAGAGCCACACCAUUAGCGGCGACACGGCCCAGAUCGAGGCGCUCGUCGACAUGCUGCAGGCUGAGAAGGUCUUUGCUCGCAAGCUGACCGUCGAGAUGGCCUACCACUCAAAGUACAUGGAGCCCAUGUCGGCAGAGUACACAAAGAUGCUCGACAACAUUGAGAGAGGCAACUGGUCGUCGGUUGCUCCCCAGCCUCAAUUCUUCUCUUCAACCUACGGAACUCUCAUUGAUCCUACGAAGUUGCAGGAGGCAGCCUACUGGACCACCAACUUGGUGUCUCCUGUUAGGUUCCAUGAGUCCUUGUCUUGCAUGUUCAAAGCCAUGUCCAAGACUGAGACUGGUGAGACUCAUCUGGUCACGGAUGUUCUCGAGAUUGGGCCCCAUGCCGCCCUCAAGGGUCCUCUGCGCAACAUUACUGAAGAGGUCAGGGGCAACGGUGCCGUCAAGUACCACAAUGUUCUCAAGCGUGGUGAACCCGAUGUUCAAAGCGCCAUGCAAGGCGCAGGCUCUCUGUUCAACCGCGGCUUCUCGGUCGACCUAGUUGCCGUGAACAAGGUUGAGGGCGAGGAGCCAUCUAUGAUGAUUGGACUGCCCAGGUAUCCUUUCAACCACUCCAAGGAGUACUGGUAUGAGAGCAGGCUAAGUAGGAACUUCCGCAACCGCGCGCACGUGCGUCACGAGUUGCUUGGUGCCCCCGUCAAUGACUGGGAUGGCAAGCACGAUGCCAUCUGGCGCAACUGGAUCCGGCUGUCUGAGAACCCUUGGGUUGAGCACCACACCGUCUCAGGAGCGGUGCUGUACCCCGCUGCUGGUAUGCUCGUGAUGGCCAUCGAGGGCUGCCGUCAACUUGCUGAUGCAUCGAACCCUGGAAAGGCAAUCAAGGGAUUCCGGUUCAGAGAAGUGUCUUUCCACCAAGCGCUGCAUGUUCCCGACGACGCCAUGGGCAUCGAGUCUCAUUUGUACCUUCGACCUGUCAAGCAGGCUGCCGUCGAGAGCAAGGCUUCACCAUGGCGUGAGUUCCAGAUCUGCACCGCUCAGGAUGACGAUGAGUGGCGUGAGCACUGCCGUGGUCAGGUCUUGGUCGAGUACGCAAAUAUCAAGAAUGUUGUGGACGUGGAAGAUGAGGUACUGAAAGAGAGCUGCGCCAAGAUCAUUGAUGAUGCCAAGGAGAAAUGCACAACUCUAGUGGAAGCCAAGAAGAUCUAUGAUGCAUGGACUGACGUCGGUCUGGUUUUCGGCCCAACAUUCCAGACCGUGUCUGACCCCAAUGUCGACCACAGGACAGGAAAGGCUUUCGCCAACGUCAACUCCACCGUCCCUAUUCUCAAGAAGCUGAUGCCCCACGAAUACGUUCAGCCGCACCUGAUCCACCCCACAACCCUCGAUGGAGCGCUCCAAGUGUGUUUGGCUCCUCUCAUUUCAAACCCGGAGCGCAAACAAAAGAACGCCAUCGUUCUCACUUUCGUCGACGAGCUUUGGGUUUCCGGCUCUGAGCACUCUGACGAGGGCUACCUGGUUUGCGCAGACACUAAGCCUCAUGGCCGCAAGGAGUACGAGAUGACUUGCACUGCUGUUGACCCCACCACCAAGGAUCCCAAGGUUCUGGUGUCUGGUCUGAUUGUUACUGAAGUCGAGAGCGAUGAGGAUAUCUCAACCCAGGUAGAUGAUCUCAAGCAUAAGGCUUGGAACAUUCACUGGGUUAUUGACCCUGACUUGUUAAGUUUCGAAGAAGCCAGUAAAAACUUCGGGGUGUCUGGAGGGUUGCAAAAGUACCUCAACACUCUGGCUCACAAGAACCCUGGGAUGAAGUAUCUCGAGGUGGCUGCGGGAACUGGAGUUGUAACUAAAGAGAUUGUCGCCACUCUAGGGCAGCGAUUUACGCAAUAUGAUGUGACCGAUGCCACUCCCCGAUCUGCCGAUAAGUCUCAAGAGAGCCUCUCCGACGAGCGUCUUCGAUCCCGGGUCCUGGAUGUAAAGCAAAACCCAACGGUUCAGGGGUUCGAAGCCCAUGAAUACGACGUUGCCGUUAUUUCCGCUGGACUUAGACUCGACGACAACGCUGAGGCUAUUUUGGGUAACAUCCACGCGCUUCUCAAGAAAGGCGGCAGGCUCGUCCUUUUCGUUACCGAAGGAGCAGAUAAUAUCGAAUCUUGGAGCAAGCAUCUCAUCAAAUCCGGCUUCACUGGUGUUGAUGCCGUGUUCUGCGACCAAGUCUCCUCCAUCAUUGUAUCCAACGUGCCGAUAACCGGCUCAGACACAGGCUCCCUAUCAUCUGCAACCAGCAACUACUAUGUCAUCGCCGACUCCAACUCCAGAUUGCAAUCAGAGGUAGCAGACAGGCUGUGCGCCUCGAUGCCAGUUAACCAUGCCACCCAACGCGUCUCCAUGGACGAGUAUGCAGAUAUUUGCGCAAACAACGACCUUUCCAACAGCACGUGCAUUCUCCUCCCUGAGAUCGAGACUGGGGUGCUCACCCAUGUCACCGAGGGUAGCCUCAACGCGCUGAAGGGCAUGAUGGACGGCAAGAGACUUAUUUGGGUGAACAAGGACGAUUGCCAGGAUACUGACCUCGUUACCGGGUUCGCUACAUGUAUUCGUCUGGAGCGUCCAGAACUCGACUUUGUCAUUCUCACCUUCCAGGGUGAGCCCAUCGUUGAUACCAUCGUGAACAAGAUUAUAGAGAUUGACAACGCCGUCAAGAAGACUCAGGGGUCGAUUGAAACCUCUUACAAGGUGAUUGAGGGCCUGGUCACUAUCCCUCGACUGGUCGAGUCCACUGCUGUUACCACCCAUGUCAAGAAGCAGACUUCAGCUGCCGAGGUCGCUGACGUCGCCUUUGGCGCGGAUCCCACAAGGUCCCUGAAGCUCAAGAUUAGAGACAUUGGUCUUCUCGACUCGCUAUGCUUCAACGACGACCCUCUCUACGCUUCCCCACUCGCCGAGACAGAUGUCGAGUUCCAAACCAUGGCCACCGCUGUCAACUUCAAGGAUCUAGCCGUGAUGCUGGGCAAGAUCAAUGAGACUCCGGUCGGGCUUGAGGCCGCAGGCAUUGUCACACGGGUCGGUCCCCAGGUCAAUCGCUUCAAACCCGGUGACCGCGUGUUUGGUUUCGCUUUCAAAGGUGCCUUUUCCACCCAUGUCCGAGCUCUGGAGGGCACGCUCGCUCACAUCCCCGAGACCCUUUCCUUCGACGAGGCAGCAGUCAUUCCUAUCGUGUACACCACAGCAUACGCGUGUCUGUACGAUAUUGGAGACCUCGGAAAGCGCACUGCCCGCGGCAAGAAGUCAGCCGUGCUCAUCCACGCUGCUGCCGGUGGUGUUGGUCAAGCUGUCAUCCAGUUUGCCCAGCGCGAAGGCGCCGAGAUCUUUGCCACAGUCGGCAGUCUUGAAAAGCGCGAGUUCCUUGAGAAGACCUACGGACUGCCUCGUGACCACAUUUUCUCCAGCCGAGACGUCUCCUUCAAGGCCGGUGUCAUGCGCAUGACCAAUGGCCGUGGUGUUGACAUUGUCAUCAACAGUCUGGCCGGAGACAUUCUCCGAGCUACUUGGGAAUGCGUUGCCCCCUUCGGGCGAUUCGCUGAAAUUGGUCUCUCCGACAUUGAGUCAAGGGCUCGCAUCUCAAUGGGUACAUUUGCCCGGGGCGCUCGAUUCGAGGCCAUUGAGCUGAACUACAUGCAAAACACUGACAUGGACAGAAUCGAGGACCUCUUUGGGCGUGUCAUGGACAGCGUUCUUCGCCAGGGUCUGAAGCGUGAAACUCCCAUUACCAAGUAUUCCCUUUCCCAGAUUCAAGACGCCCUGCGCCACAUGCAGUCCGGCAAACACAUUGGAAAGCUCGUCAUUGUCCCCAGUGAGAAUGACGUUGUUGCCGUGGUUCAACCUCCCAAGCCUGCUGCCAAGUUCAACUCGGAAGCCACAUAUGUUGUUUCUGGUGGAUUUGGAGGUCUUGGGCAAGAAAUCAUUCGGUGGAUGGUCAGUCAGGGAGUGAAGAGCCUGAUCGUCACAUCCAGAAGAGGAGCGGUUGAUGAAUCUGCCAAAGCACUUGUUGCUGAAUUGCAGAGCCGAGGCGUGACCAUUGCCACCCCUGCUUGCGAUAUCACCAGCAAGGACACCUUGGAGAGCGUCAUCUCUUCCUCCCUGGCGCAGAUGCCACCUAUACGAGGAUGCAUCCAGGCUUCCACUAUUCUCAGCGACAACACCUUCAAGGACAUGAGCCUUGACGAGUGGCAGCGUACUCUUAGUGUUAAGGUCGCUGGAACCAAGAACUUGUGGGAGACUCUGACCUCAAGGAACGAGGACGGCACACUCGAUUUCUUCAUCAUGCUCUCCUCUAUGGCCUCCAUUAUUGGUAACCCCGGCCAGAGUAACUACGCUGCCGGCAACUCAUACCAGGACGUCUUUGCCCGAACCCUCGCCGCAGAGGGCCACAAUGUCGUCGCUCUCAAUGUUCCCAUGAUGAACGACGCAGGCAUGGUAGCCACCAAGCCGUUGCUGAUGGAAUAUUUGUUCAACAUUGGAUGGUCCCACAUGUCGGCCAAGGAACUCAUCGCCGCCAUGGACUACUACUCCCGCCCCGUUGGCCCGUACAACAAGGAAGCACUUGCCAAGCAGGCUCAAGUCGUGCCCAGGCUCUGGCUCCCCAAGUACUCUGCUGCAGAGGGCGCCAGUCAACCCGAGUGGCAGCACGAGCCACGAUUCAACCACAUGAUCCUACACAACGGCGAGGAUGGGGGAAACUCCGGGAAGCAAGGAUCCGGAAAGGGAUCGGCCGCUUCCGCUCUCUGCGCUGCCAAGAAACAGCCAGAGGCUGAACAGAUUGUUCUCAACGCCCUUCUAGAGAAGCUCUCCAAAGUUCUAAGCGUCGAUCUUGCUGAGCUUGACCCUGCUCGACCUAUGCACACUUAUGGCGUCGAUUCGCUCGUGGCGGUGGAACUGCGUACUUGGAUGACAAAGGAGAUCGGCUCGGAUGUAUCCGUCUUUGAAAUCGUUGGUGGCCAACGUAUUGGACAGUUGGCUGCCAAGGCAGCUGCAAUUUCGAGGUUUGUUUCUCUGUCAUAG